This is a messenger RNA of Camellia sinensis, 2139 nucleotides long. RefSeq names its product violaxanthin de-epoxidase-like protein. Lineage: Eukaryota; Viridiplantae; Streptophyta; Magnoliopsida; Ericales; Theaceae. The record is from RefSeq and is a predicted model, not a curated record. Gene Ontology annotation, molecular function: violaxanthin de-epoxidase activity. Gene Ontology annotation, biological process: xanthophyll cycle.
UGUCAAUUUAAAUAGGAGCGCAGCUGUCCCAAUUGUGUGUGAGGCAGGCAGUCGCCACGAUGACACUCCUCCACGCAGCGCAAACACUAGCACCAGCGCCUCUCUUCGAUUUUAAAAUCGGUUGGCCUCUGAACCGCCGCCGCUUCCUUCAUAAGGGGUUUGGCCUCCACCACCACCGCCGCCGCCACAGCGCUGCUCAUUUUUCCCGGCGGAGAACCGCUUCCGUGUCGGCGGUUCUGGAGGCGAAUGAAGCCAGUUGUUCGGCGACGGACCUGAACUCUCCUCCGGUGAGAAUAGUGGCUCUCGUCGGAGAUGGUAGCGUCAGCCCUCUGAAAUCCGCUACAUGGCUCGAAGUCAUGGUCCACACAGCGGAAAGAUUGAAAUGGGUUGAUGAAGCAUAUGAAAUGCUGGUGUUUACUGACAACCUCCUUGAAUGUAAUAGUCCGACAAUUGAAAAUUUGAAAAGGGAAUUAAGGCAUGCAAGUAUUUUGGUGAUUGUUGCUCUUGCAAACCAAGAAUCAGUCAAGUGGGUUCUGACCAACAGCCAAAACAUACCAAACAUAAUCUGCUUUGAUUCCUCUCCAACAUUAACUAACAAACUUGGAGGAUCAUUCAUUCAAACUGAAACUAAAGGAAACAUAUUCAGCAAAGUCGCUGAACUUUCUCGACCAAAAAAGGCAGAUGAAUCAAUUGAAGUAGUCCGAACUAUAUCUGAGGCUUGGGAGAGGCAUAAUUCUGAUGAUAUAAGGUUCUGUUUGUUAAUUAUAGUCAAUGCUUAUAUAAGGCCAGUUCCAAUCCUGCAGAACCUGAGGGCAAAGGGUUUCUCCACCUUGAACUGUAUGGUAAAGAAUUGUGGGUCGCAGAUACUGAACUGUCUCUUGGAUCCUAACUGUAGGAAAGCUCUCCAAUGCUUGAAUCAGUGCAGUCCAGUAGAUCAGGUUUGUAAUUAUCGAUGUAUUGCUUCAUACGAAAGUCCAAACCUAGAAGAGUUUUCUCUCUGUGUAUUGCAGAAGAACAAUUGUCUUGAAUUGGAUGCAAAAAUCCCUUCAGAACCUUGCGUGCCUCCAAUGGUCAAGUUUCGAGGGGAGGACUUGUGUCAUGAAACUGCAGAGGAUCUUUUUGUGGGUUGGUUGGGUAGUUUGGAGUGGAGUUGGCGUGUUGUUGCAGGGCAGAACCCAGCUUAUGAUCACUUUCCAUGCCAGUACCAGCUAUUUUAUAGGGGAAAGGCAAGAGGGUCGUUUUGGUAUGAGCCAGUUUUUCAGGUUAGAACACUAGAGGGGAAGUUGGUUUGGAGGAGGCGAAAAUAUCGAGUCAAGCGAGGCAAAAUUCCGGGGACAUUUUACUUCAGUGUAUUGGAUAAUGGGGUGGUUUCGAAUGAGUUUUGGACAAUUGUGGAUGUUUCCAAUGAUCUUAGCUGGGGUUUGUUUCAUUACCAUGGAGCUGCUAGGGUUGCAGGACAGUCUUACACUGGGGCAGUGCUUGCUAGCCCAAAUGGGGAGUACCCAAAUGAGAGGGAGAGCCUGAGGUUAGGUUCUGCAUUGGACAGAUGUGGUAUCAAAGAGUGGGAGUUAUUUAACGUUGAUAAUUGCUCGUGUAAAGAUCCGCCAUUGGGGCUGCCCAAGGGGUCAAGUUUGCAUUAUAAGAUUGAAGUCGAAGAUCGAGAAUGGUCCCCUGUUUAGGGUUGGUAAAUCAGUGGAUUAGUCUGAUUGUGCACAAAGUUUGGGCAAGUAGAGAGGCGAUUUGGGGCGACAGAUAUGUUGGUCUGAACUAUAUAGUAUGAACAGCUGAAUUGUGACGCCAAUGUUCGGGUAUAUCAUGUGAAAAGUCUAGUGCCUGGUGUUUUACUAGAGGCUCAACUUUCUGUAUUAUGAACAACAAUUUAGAUUUGCUUUCACUGCUGCUGCUGCUGCUGCUGCAUUGUCAAAACUUCUUUUACACAACAUACAAAAACGAAUGUUAUGUAUUUUAGUAGGACUUUUAAGGCCAUGUGGUAAGCGUUAAUCAUAAAUAUAAUGUGAAAUUUAUGUACGAGUUGCUGGGUAUGGACUGGGAAUAAUGCAGGAUGAUAGCUCUGUUGUUAGCAGGUCUAAGAAUUUACAGAGGAUGAAAGUGAAACAUGGUUGCACUCUUGUUUCCUCC